Trichoderma atroviride IMI 206040 is the source of this 1506-nucleotide messenger RNA. RefSeq lists its product as uncharacterized. The record is from RefSeq and is a predicted model, not a curated record. Gene Ontology annotation, molecular function: 1-(5-phosphoribosyl)-5-[(5-phosphoribosylamino)methylideneamino]imidazole-4-carboxamide isomerase activity. NCBI's taxonomy places the organism in Eukaryota, Fungi, Ascomycota, Sordariomycetes, Hypocreales, Hypocreaceae. Gene Ontology annotation, cellular component: cytoplasm. Gene Ontology annotation, biological process: L-histidine biosynthetic process; L-tryptophan biosynthetic process.
AUGACGCGCUUUCGCCCCUGCAUAGACCUUCAUGCCGGCCAGGUGAAGCAGAUUGUGGGCGGGACCCUGGACAGCUCAUCGACGGCCCUCCAGACAAACCAUGUGUCCCAGCAUUCGGCGGAAUACUUUGCCCGGCUAUACAGAGACAAUGAGCUCGAGGGCGCUCAUGUGAUUAUGCUGGGAGGGGGAAACGAUGUCACUGCGAAAGAGGCGUUGAAGGCAUGGCCUGGUGGUCUGCAGGUGGGCGGUGGCAUCAAUGACAAGAAUGCGAAGGAGUGGAUUGAUGCGGGAGCAGAAAAGAUUAUCAUCACAUCGUACCUCUUUCCAGAUGGCCACUUCAGCCAGGAGAGACUAGAUGCUGUCUUGGGAGCUCUUGGCGGAGAUACGAGCAAGCUGGUAAUUGAUCUCAGCUGCCGUCGCCAAGGACACAAGUGGUUUGUUGCCAUGAACAAAUGGCAGACAUUGACAGAUAUGGAAAUCAACCAAGAAUCAAUACAGUCAUUAGAGCCAUACUGCUCAGAAUUUUUAAUCCACGCCGCAGACAACGAGGGGCUACAAAGGGGAAUAGACGAGCAGCUGGUUGAGCGCCUGGCAGGGUGGUGUUCUAUUCCGGUCACAUAUGCCGGCGGAGGACGGCACUUGGAAGAUUUGGAAACAGUCAAGCAGCUCAGCCGGGGUAAAGUAGAUCUCACGAUAGGGAGUGCCUUGGACUGUUUUGGUGGGUCUGGCGUCAAGUUUGAUGAUUGCGUGCAGUGGAAUAAGAGCCAGGGUGCCUGACGGAUGGGGGAGAGGCUGGAUGGAUGAGAAGAAAACAUGAAAACAUUCGGUUUGUUGACACACAAAAAAACAUGUGAAGUUGACCCGACGCUAAUGGUUUUGGUGCGUCGAUGGAGUUUCAAUAUAUUCCCAUACAGAGCAUGCCGUGUUACCAGAGAGAUAGCAGCAGCAGUAGCCGUAAAUUAAGUGCCUACUAAGCAGUUCGUAUAAAAAUAGAGUUUUAUCACGUCGGAGCAAACAAAAUUAUCUACAGGGACUGCAAUGUUGCUGCGUGGUGGAUUGACCUCGUGGAAGAUCCGAGUGGAUCAAGGAGGUCCGUAAUACGCACGUACCAGACACAACGUGCACAAUUCUGACAAGGCCAGCCAGGGCAGGAAAUUGAUGGCUCAAGCUUCGUAUUCACAAAGGCAGGCCCUUUUUCUCGGUAACCAUGGCGUUGCCGUGUUUCACAGCCGCCUGCAGGUAAUGAUUGUAAUAAGACGGAGUAAUAACACAAAUAAAAGGAGUAAGUCGCACGACUAGUAAUCGCACGGGUCAAUGCAAAAUGAGAGAGGGAGCAAAAGUAAACAAAGGGAAAAAGGAAAGAAUUGGAAGCGAAAAGAAAACACCACAGCUACUGCACAGUACCUGUAAUGGUUGCGCGCGAGCACUCGCUGCAUGAACACCAGACCCGAAAAAAGAAAGUAAAAAAAAAUAGAUGGAUCAACAGACGAAGGAAGACCGAAAAGG